GAAAAAGAAAAGAGCAAGAUUUUGGCAGCUCCUGUGCGUUAAUAUUGGAUUGCGUUAAAGACGCUAGUCCUAGAUGGGCGAUGAGUAAGCGUCUAUUGAGGCCCGUGCACGGCCUCCACCUGGCAGUCCCGUCGUCGGCUUCAUCGGUCCAUCAACUAAAGUAUACUUCCAAUAGUCUCAGAGGGAAUGCAGUUCAGCAAAUAAUAAAGCAUGUUUGCGACUGCACAGUCGACUUCAUUGGAAUCCACGAUGAUACUAUGUAUUUGGUAGCACGCGGGAGGAUCCGUAGUGACUGACUAUCGAAACUUCGAAAGCCUGCUCCCCUAUUCUGGUUGCAGACCUGUAGAGCGUGAUUGGUCAGUUCUACUACCUUCGACCCUGGGCGCGGUAUCCCCUAUCCCAACCUGCACU
Emericellopsis atlantica is the source of this 411-nucleotide messenger RNA. RefSeq lists its product as uncharacterized. The record is from RefSeq and is a predicted model, not a curated record. The transcript has a single exon. The coding region runs from base 81 to 296 and encodes 71 amino acids. Lineage: Eukaryota; Fungi; Ascomycota; Sordariomycetes; Hypocreales; Bionectriaceae.